This is a messenger RNA of Sesamum indicum (sesame), 417 nucleotides long. Its product is annotated as S-protein homolog 5-like. The record is from RefSeq and is a predicted model, not a curated record. Lineage: Eukaryota; Viridiplantae; Streptophyta; Magnoliopsida; Lamiales; Pedaliaceae.
AUGAGACAAAAUUUGCUUCUCACAUUUGCAUUACUACUCACCAUGCAUUGCUAUUCACUGGUUGACAAAGAAACAGUUGUGGUCAAGAAUGAUAUUUCAGGUGAAAACAUUACAAUCCACUGCUAUUCCUCAGAUGAUGAUCUUGGAGUUCAUACACUAGCUUAUGCAGCAAAUUUCACUUGGUAUUUCCAUGUGAAUAUUGGAGGAAGUACAAAAUUUUACUGUGAUCUAACGACUGGGCAUGGUUCUGGGAACUAUGGAGUUUUUGAUAAGAGAUUGGAGAAUCAGUGUGAUGACUAUUGUCUCUGGUUGAUAAAGGCAACCGGGCCAUGCCUGGUACAAAAGGUGAUUCGUGGCGAACUAUAUUGCCAACCCUGGAAGAAACCCCCUUACCAUAUCAAGGGUUUUGCCUCUUAA